CAAAACAGCUUGUUAAAGGAGUCGGGCUGAGGGAAGCGCGGUCUGCUCUACAGUUAUGUAAAAUAUACACAGCACACGCUGCUUAUCGAAAGGACGCUAACAGUAUACAAUGCAUCGUUUUGGUUUUAGAUGCGUUUCUUGGAGCUGUGAAGGAAUAAAUUGCCUUGCUGGAGUCCACUGGAAGUAUUGAAUUUCGCCUCGAGGAGACUCCAAAUCAGUUGAAUGAAUUGCAGUGUGUUCUAUAUAGCAACACGUCUUGAUACAAAUAAUACUGAGUAAAUAACUGAUACAGUCCACCUGCGUAUUGUGUGUGUGUUUUACCGUACUAUCUUUGGAUGGUGAAACAAACGGCGGCCAGAUUCAGACUGUAACCCGAAAGGAUAAUCAUAGCACCGGCAUGUUCGCGUUUGUUCCAAGAGCGCAUUUUUGGAGAGCUCUCUCCAGCCUGAGUCCGUGAUGUUUGCCAGCUCUGGCGGGGAGUUCGCUUUGGGAUACCUAGACGAUGGCUCGCCACCUGCCACCAGCUCCACGACUGAGGCGUCGUACUAUUUCUCGAGAAAUAGCACCAGUCCGACACCGGCCCGGCUCCUCAACGGUACCGCCAGAACGUGCGGGGAGGAGCCCCUGGAAUUUGGCACGGCGGAGAAGGUGAUUAUCGGGGUGCUGCUGACGGUUAUCACAGUGGUGACGGUAAUGGGGAACACUCUGGUUGUGAUAGCAAUCUGCGUGGUGAAGAAGCUCAGGCAGCCGUCCAACUACCUGCUCGUGUCCCUAGCCGUGGCGGAUCUGUCGGUGGCCGUCGCCGUCAUGCCCUUUAUGAUAGUUACCGAUCUCACAGGAGGACACUGGCUCUUCGGGGAGGUUUUCUGUAACAUCUUCAUCGCCAUGGAUGUAAUGUGUUGCACUGCUUCGAUCAUGACCCUGUGUGUCAUAAGCGUGGACAGGUACCUGGGCAUCACCCGACCCCUCACCUAUCCGGCCAGGCAGAACGGGCAACUGAUGGCGAAGAUGAUCGCGGGGGUGUGGCUGGUGUCGGCUUCCAUCUCCUUCCCUCCGUUCUGCGGCUGGGCUGAAAACAUCAACAAAGGCGGGGUGUGCCUGAUCAGCCAGGACUUCAGCUACACCAUCUACUCCACGGCCGUGGCUUUCUACAUCCCCAUGGCCGUCAUGCUCAUCAUGUACUACAAGAUCUUUCGCGCGGCCCGCAAGAGCGCUGCCAAGCACCGCUUCGCCGGCUUCCCUCGAAGGAACGACCUGGAGACGGUGACCCAAGAGGGUCUCAAGAUGCAAGGGUUGAAACCCCCAGGGGGGGGCGAGGAGUGCGGCGUCCUGGCCCGCUUCCUGGGCCGCGAACGGAAGAACAUCUCCAUCUUCAAGAGGGAGCAGAAGGCAGCCACCACCCUGGGGGUCAUAGUUGGGAUCUUCUCAAUCUGUUGGCUGCCCUUUUUCAUCCUCACCACCGCUAGGCCUUUCAUCUGCGGGGUGCUGUGCAGCUGUGUCCCGAUCUGGCUGGAACGCAUGCUGCUGUGGUUUGGUUAUACCAACUCUUUGAUGAACCCUUUUAUCUACGCCUUCUUCAACCGGGGCUUGAGAUCCACCUACAAGGACCUCCUGCUUUGCCGCUAUCGAAACAUCAACCGCAGACUGUCGGCGGUCGGGGUGCACGAGGCGUUGAAAGUUUGACGACUUUAAAUCGAGAGUUGGGGGAACAUCCUGGCCACCCUGUCAUUUUUUGAGAGGGUUGUAUUCAUUAGAUUUUUUAAAAUUUUAUUGCAAAGAAGUUUUCUGGGAAUAGUUCUGACUGGGAAAUCAAACGGAACAAACAGAGAAACUUCAGCCCGGAAUGGACAAAAUGUGGAUUUCGGUUGGUGAUUGAAUUUAGGGUUCAUCAGUGGCCCCUACUGGUCAGUAUCUCCCAUAUGGGCUAGACAGUGGGGGUAGGGGUGGUCUGAUGAUCUUCUGUCCUCCUGAUCGCUAUUGGGGAGCAGGGCAUUUCAAACUGGGGAGAGUGAAACUGAGCCGAAAACUACAGCUUUAAACCAGUACCUGCAGCUACACUGUAACAUAUUGCACUAUUCUAUUAGGAGACGAGCAAUUGUGUUUUCAUAAGAUUCUUCUACAGUGUGAUUUAUCAGAUUAAUGGUCAUGUCAGACAGUUGAUUUGAUGUUCACCUACGGGUAAGAAAUCUCAUCAGCGUAAGAUACCCAGGGCAAAUGUGAAAGAAAGCCAUCCGGCUUCUCUGUGCUCAGAAAAAGGAGACUCCUUCACGUGUGUCAUUAACAGGAGGCACGGUUUCCUUUUUACGCUUGAAAAAACACGACAUGCCAGUAUAGAGCCAAGAGCGGGGGGCAAGGCAACGUUCCGGAACUCUGCCCGCCCCCCUGAGAUCCAUUCCACUCCAACCAUCAGCAAAACCCAGCAAAAACCUUUUUGGGAAACUUUAAGGACCAUGGGUUUUUUUUCAGAUACUCAAUUAUCUCUAAGUGAAUUACAGCUGUGAAAUGAUUUAUCAGGAAUCAUAAUGACAAUCAGGAAACAUAAGAAGACCCUGUAUCUGUGUAAGCAUAGAGCACACAGUGCUGAACUGUUCUGUAUACAGGUAUACAGGUAUACAGGUGUACAGGUGCUUAAAUUGUUCCGGAAAGAUCCUUGAGCAUUCAGGAGACAGAUUUUAUCACAGAUAAAAUUUAAUUUAAUUCACUUGGACAGAGAAUUUGGGAAGCACCUGCCAAGUGAGCACCUGCUGUCAGCCCUCUGUGUCUGUCACAACUUAUGUCUGAAACCGACUUGCAAAAAGGAGAUGCAGCUUUUCUGUGCUACAGAUGUUUCAUAAGGCAUAACAAAUUCCUUAGAUACAGUAUGUGAAGGGCCAUCCCCAAAAGUGUACGCUACAAUUCGCAGUCGUUUACAGAUUAUAUUUGCCAAAUCCUGUUUCUAAUGUGCUAUGAUUAAGAUUGAUAAUGCUGCAUAUUAUUAUUGACCAGGUAAUAAUUACCAAAGUAAUUAAUAAGGUCAUUUUUUUUCAAUUGCGUUUGAAUUGGUAUAGACAUGAUUCAGUUCCCGGUCUGCUGUUUUGAGUGACGAUUUCUUUCUGUGGCCUCUGUGUGGGUCUGCAGUUUUGAAAGAGUUAUUACUGCUGUAAUAGCUUGGCCUCACAGCCCGCAGAAUUCAACAGAGAGGCAAAGUUCAGAGACAAACGUCUUUCCGAUCAACUACAGAGCAAGCCCUCUGCUCAAGAGGGAAUCAGGAGCCUUAUUUUCAAAGAGUUCUUGAAUGUUUUGUUAUCCAAAUUGAGAUGCCAAACACAUUGAGGGCGCUUAAAAGGACUUUUUUUUUUUUUUUUUUAGUUUUAGUUUUGACCUAUUUCAGAAACUAGGAGUUAAUUAAAGACUGGAGUGAAUGCUUUUCAAAUAUGACCCCACUUACUGUAGAUUAUACUGAUGUCAGUAUUAUGAACCCAUCAGAUGCUAGGAGGAGAUCCAUUGCACGAUAAAGCAUGGGUUUAGAGGCAAUACAAUAAAAGUAUUUAAAAAUGUAAAUUGUAUAAUAAUUGUAAUUACAGGUAGCUGUUGUCCUGAGUACAUAAGGUAUUAAGCAUCAUGUAUAUAGUAAAUCUGAGGGAGGAGAAUGGUAAGCCACAUGCACUUAGGCUCAAAGAGUCUUGAAUUCAGCUACAGUUCAAGGAUGGGAAACAUGAAAGGUAUAUUGUAUAAUACCAUCAAUAUAUCCAGAGUACUUCGAUUCCUUUUUGUACUUUGUAUAAUUCUGCUCAGAUCAUUAUUUACCGGGCUUACUAGCUAAUGUCCUUUUUCAACAUUUCGCAUUUUGGAUGCCUCGUAUUUGAGCCUGUGACCAACACAAUUAGACCGCCAUUUAAAAUAAAAAAAAAACAAACACAGUCUUGCUGUUUCAAACAAACAACCCAAUGUACAACAAUAACUUUGCUUUAUGUUGUCCCGUUGAAGCCCCUGUAACUUUUUAAGAUGUUUGCAAUUGUUCUGAUUGCAUUUCUGUAUUGCAUUUUCUCAGCUGUGCUUUUUUUGUUGUUGUGUUGUGAUUGAAGUGCUUUGACCUGAAUCCAUAAGCUACUGUACAUGAGCUGAGCGUUCCUGUGUUCAUCAGUGAGCAGUGCUUUUAGAACGAGGGUCGAGUCAGCUUCUCAGCUUUAUUUUCCCUUCCAUCAUUGAGUAGUAACAGAACAGCUGGCCUCUACAGAAACAAUGGUAUUGCAGUGUCCGGUUGCUGUAUAAGGGUUGUUGAUUAGCUUUCGCGGCUUUGUUUUGUGAAAGAGUAUGAGAUAACGAGAGAGCAUUAAAUGUUAUGCACAAAAUCUACUUCUUAAACAAAGCUCAAAACCCAGCAGAAAUGCCAAGCUCUGUUAAGCUCAGCGUCAGCUGUGCAGCUUUACAGUCUGUGCAGUGACAGUACAGUGACCAAGUUUGUCAGCAUGCUUUGUUUAUUUUGAGUGAUUAGCUGUAAGGCCAAACGCUUUUCCAUAUUUCAGCUUAGGGCUCGGCUCUGAUUCAUCUUGACAAAAAUAGAUGCAGAGGGAAAACAAUGAUUGCGCGGUAGUGGGAACAGAACUACUGGGCUUACAGAAAGAUAUAAUAUAUGGUUGACCCAGAAACUGAUGUGAUACAGCCAUCAGGAAUGUCUUUCUAUCAGAUAGAAAUGAUGUCACAUUAAAAUCUUUCAACCAUUUAAAUUAAAAACUUCUGAUGUAACUUCUACUAACCGUGACAAUUAGUUAUGUUUUAAAUUUGAAUACUGUAUAUAUAUAUAUAUAAUCAUUUAACUCAAAUUGAUCUUACUAACAAAGCAGAUGCAGAUGGGAUAGAACCAAAACUUCUUAAGUUUGCUGCUUAUGCUCUGAAAAGUCCACUUGCUGUGUUAAUGAAUAUGUCCCUGAUGUUUGGUGAAGAAGCUAUAAUAUCUCCCAUUUUAAAAAGUAGGGAUGUUCCUGUCCCUUGGCAAUUACAGACCAGUACCUGUCUUACCAGAUCUAUCAAAGAACUGACCAAAUUCAACUGACCGAUUGUUUAACAGCAAAUAAUUUAUUAACUAAUUAUCAAUCUGGUUUUGGAAACGCUCAUUUGACAGCGACAGCAUUGCUGAAAUUACUCACCCUGGGCUGCAGAGCAGAAGAAAAUAACUGGUGUCUUCUUUGAUUUUGAUUUAGUACACCAUAAAAUUCCGAUUCUUUUUAAAGGGGCGCUCAACAAACUGCCUGUUUAUUUGAGUAAUCAAUUCCAGGAGUUUACCUCUGAUUACAGCUCACGAAAGGUUUGUGGAACCAAAUAUUUUCAAAUAUCGCUGGUAAAAAGUGCUACUGGAAGGAAACCUUUUGCAGUUUCAGAUUGGAAUGCAUUGCCGAUGGGACUUGGAUCAGAGACUUCCCAUCGUCAGUUUAAAAAUGUGUUGUUUCAUUAUCUGAAGAAGCCCAGUCUGUGUAUAUGGUAUAUGAUGUUUAUAGUUUUAAAUGUAUAUUCUGUCUGUUUUAUUUAAUGUAAUCUGCUGCUGAAACCAUUGUA
Messenger RNA from Polyodon spathula (Mississippi paddlefish), 5532 nucleotides. Its product is annotated as 5-hydroxytryptamine receptor 7-like. Lineage: Eukaryota; Metazoa; Chordata; Actinopteri; Acipenseriformes; Polyodontidae. Gene Ontology annotation, biological process: G protein-coupled receptor signaling pathway, coupled to cyclic nucleotide second messenger; chemical synaptic transmission; vasoconstriction. The coding region runs from base 457 to 1683 and encodes 408 amino acids. Gene Ontology annotation, molecular function: neurotransmitter receptor activity; G protein-coupled serotonin receptor activity. The transcript is spliced from 2 exons. The record is from RefSeq and is a predicted model, not a curated record. Gene Ontology annotation, cellular component: dendrite; membrane.